AUGUCGAAUACGCCCCCCCUAGAAGCAGGAAAACUAGAGACUGCCCCCAGUGAACUUUCUAUUGUGAGCCGAGGAGAUAAAGACACCCUCUGGGCUACACCCUUAGAACUAGCAGUCUGUUGGAUUGAAGAGGUGGUCAAGAUGGCGUUCCUCCAACCUCGGUGGAGCCAGAUGUCGUUUGGUGAUGAACCAGUCCAUGAGGAGUACCCACCAGAGAACCAGAUCUCCCAAGUGUUGAAGAAAAGUGGGCCCUCUGUAUUUGCUACCAUGCCGGAGGCAGUGGAUUCCUCCCUGAGCAAGAAAGCCAUGCCGCCUACCUUGUCUAGCAUCCCGGAGGUUCUGGAGAAGACUAAAUGGCUUUUACUGAAAACAACCACGCACCGCACAACAACACACUCCACACUACAUACAACACACAGUAGUACUAUACACACUACUACAACUCAUACCACUGCCCAUACUAACCACACGACUACACUACAUCCCACUACACACACAUCUACACCACACACAACUACACACAAUAACCACACAACUACACCCCUUCCCACUACACACAAUAACCACACAUCUGCGACACAUACAACCGACACAUCUACACCACACACAACUACACACAGUAACCACACAUCUACACCACACACAACUACACACAGUAACCACACAACUACACCCCAUCCCACUACACACAGUAACCACACAACUACGCCACACACAACUACACCCCAUUCCACUACACACAGUAACCACACAACUACACCCCAUCCUACUUCACACAGUAACCACACAUCUGCACAUACAAACCACACAUCUACACCACACCUUACCACGGCUACAAGUCCCACCACGGUGCCUCCUUCUACAGAAUACAUAGUUAAUGGCACCAACAACGUAUGCUUGAGGAUAACAGCAUCCUUCAAAAUAUCGUUCAAUGAUACCACAAAGAGAGAGAUUGUGAUCCCACCAGCCCCGAGCACUCAAGCAUCUGGAAACUGCUCUGCAGAGAAAGCUUGGCUGACCCUGACUUUUCCACAAGGAGAAGUCACCAUGACCUUCAGACAGGACACGGAAGGGAACAAAUUCUUCCUGGGCGAAGUGAAUAUAACCCUGAAGAAUACAGGACCUGAGAAAUCUGAUAACACGAGUCUUAAGGCCAUGGUUACUCCUCUUGGACGUUCCUUCUCUUGUGAAAAGGUGGACAUUCAAGUGACCUCAAAAGUCUUCUUCUCAGUCAUGAAUGUCAGGGCUCAGGCCUUCAAACUGGAAGGAGGAACCUACGGACGAGAAAUGAAAUGUUCUAAUGGACCGCCCAGUAUGACAGUCCCGAUCGUUGUUGGGGUCAUCCUGGUGGCACUGGUUUUGAUUGUUGUUAUCGCUUACAUUGUCGCCCGUCAGCGGAGUCAAAGAGGUUACCAACCACUAUGAGGGCCACCCAGGAAGGAAGUGCCAUGUCCCCGCACCAAACACCAUUAAACAUAUCUUCUCUGA
Bufo gargarizans (Asiatic toad) is the source of this 1488-nucleotide messenger RNA. Its product is annotated as macrosialin-like. Gene Ontology annotation, cellular component: membrane. Bases 1 to 1425 code for a protein of 474 amino acids. The transcript has 6 exons. NCBI's taxonomy places the organism in Eukaryota, Metazoa, Chordata, Amphibia, Anura, Bufonidae. The record is from RefSeq and is a predicted model, not a curated record.